Prosopis cineraria is the source of this 1186-nucleotide messenger RNA. Its product is annotated as xyloglucan endotransglucosylase protein 7-like. Gene Ontology annotation, biological process: xyloglucan metabolic process; cell wall biogenesis. Lineage: Eukaryota; Viridiplantae; Streptophyta; Magnoliopsida; Fabales; Fabaceae. The transcript is spliced from 3 exons. Gene Ontology annotation, molecular function: xyloglucan:xyloglucosyl transferase activity; hydrolase activity, hydrolyzing O-glycosyl compounds. Gene Ontology annotation, cellular component: apoplast; cell wall. The coding region runs from base 90 to 965 and encodes 291 amino acids. The record is from RefSeq and is a predicted model, not a curated record.
CUGCAUAUCCAAUCCAGACUUGGUUGGCUUUUUCCUCAUUUCUCUUCCUCUCUUUGCCACCCAAAAACAUCCAAAAAUUCUUGGAAAUAAUGACCAACAGCAACCAUAACCACGUCAUGAUCAAAUCCUCCGUCCUCCUCCUCCUCCUCAGCUUCCUCGUUGCCGCUGCCUCCUCCGGAAACUUCAACCAGGACUUCCAAAUCACCUGGGGCGACGGCCGCGCCACCGUCCUCGACGGCGGCCGCCUCCUCACCCUCUCUCUCGACAAGUCCUCCGGCUCCGGCUUCCGCUCCGUCAACCAAUACCUCUUCGCAAAGAUCGACAUGCAGCUCAAACUCGUCCCCGGAAACUCCGCCGGCACCGUCACCACUUACUACUUAAGUUCAGAGGGGCCAACUCAUGACGAAAUAGACUUUGAAUUUCUGGGAAAUUUGAGUGGCGAUCCUUAUAUUCUUCAUACCAACAUAUACGCGCAAGGGAAAGGUAACAGAGAGCAGCAGUUUUAUUUGUGGUUUGAUCCCACCAAAGACUUUCACACUUAUUCCAUUCUCUGGAAUCCUCAAACCAUCAUAUUCUCAGUGGACGGCACACCAAUAAGAGAAUUCAAGAACAUGGAAUCAAGAGGGAUUCCAUUUCCAAAGAGCCAAGCAAUGAGACUAUACGGAAGCCUCUGGGACGCAGAAGAUUGGGCCACCAGAGGAGGACUUGUGAAGACUGAUUGGACCAAAGCUCCUUUCACUGCCUCUUUCAGGAACUUCAAUGCUCAAGCCUGUGUUUCUUCGGCGUCGUCUUCUUCUUCCUCCUGCAACAGCGGCGGCUCGUCGGACCAGUCGUGGCUGAAACAGUCGCUGGACUCGACCGGACAAGCCAGAAUCAAGUGGGUGCAGAAGAAUUACAUGAUUUAUAACUAUUGUACUGAUACCAAGCGAUUCCCUCAAGGCCUCCCUCCUGAAUGCUCUCUCUGAUCGAUCUAGAGAGAUAAAAGGGCCCCACACAAAAAAAAAAAAAAAAACAGAAGAAAAGAAAAGUCAAAAAAACUGCGCCUUGCAAGUGGGGCUCACCUAUGGGGGAAUUUUAUUGAGUUUCUUUUUUUUUUUUUUGGGUUUUCUUUCAGGUUAAUUUACUUCGUUCUUGGUCUUGUGGAAAUUCGUGGUUAAUGAGUAGAAAUAAAUGAUGUCUAUUUCAA